AUGGACGGUCAGCAGAGCACGGCGAAGCUGAAGAGGACACAGUCCUCUCUCCUCCGCUCAUCUCCGACCAUCAGAUCCUCAAUCCAAACCCUAUCUUCCGUAAACGAGAUCAGACAAGACGAAGAAGACGAAGAGGAACAAAAGCCCCACAAACCCGGUCCAUCCCCGGUUCGCCGCCAUUCUGGCCGGUUCGCCCCGUUUUUCGCCCUCCUCUCCCUCUCUCUCUGCACCCUCUUCCUCUAUUUCGGCAGAGACGACAUACCCACCUCGGAAAACCUCCUCUUAGCCCUGAUUUUCGUCGCCAUCGCUCUCUUCUUCGCUGGCAAAAACAAGGGUUUGAUUCACCAAAGCUAUUUGUUUCUCUCCAAGCGACUUGGGUUCUCGCAGAACAACCACAAACCGGUCCAAUGGUUCAUCGGCGAGUCGAUUGUGUCGAAAAAAGACCGAAAAUCGAAGCGAAUUGUCAGAGAAGGGGUUGAAUUUUACAGCAAUGGUGAUUUCUAUGAAGGGGAGUUUCACAAAGGGAGGUGUAAUGGGAGUGGAGUGUACAAUUACUUUGUGAAUGGGAGGUAUGAGGGAGAUUGGGUUGAUGGGAGGUAUGAUGGGUAUGGGAUUGAGAGCUGGGCGAGAGGUAGUCGGUUUCGAGGACAGUAUCGGCAAGGUCUCCGGCAUGGUUAUGGAGUUUAUAGGUUUUAUACAGGGGAUGCUUAUGCAGGGGAGUGGUGUAAUGGGCAGAGCCAUGGUGUUGGAAUGCAGAGUUGCUCCGAUGGAAGCAGUUAUGUUGGUGAAUUCAAGUGUGGAGUCAAGCACGGCCUCGGUUCUUACCAUUUUAGAAAUGGGGAUAGAUAUGCUGGGGAAUACUUUGGGGACAAAAUCCACGGCUUUGGUGUUUAUCACUUUGCUAAUGGCCACUGUUACGAGGGGUCAUGGCACGAAGGCCGUAAGCAAGGAUAUGGCAUGUAUUCAUUCCGAAACAGAGAUACAAGGUGUGGCGAAUGGGACUGUGGCAAUCUUAAGAUGCCUCUACCGCCACUGACUGAUGCCGUCCUUCGAGCAGUUCAGGCAGCUAGAAAAACAGCUGAGAAUGCAAUUCACCUUCGGCGAGUGGAUGAACAAGUGAAUAAGGCAGUCCUGGCUGCAAACAGAGCUGCCACUGCUGCUAGAGUCGCUGCUGUCAGAGCCGUUCAAAACAGAAUGGAUGGCAAAUUUUGUGAUACUGACAUCUAAAUUUACUAAAUUGUUACUUCGACAAUGAACCAACCACCCCAGUAAGCACAAGCUCAUCUGAGGUUGAAAGAGAAGAGUGUGUUCUGAGUUUGGUUGAUCACACUGUAACUUUGUAUAUAAAUCCAUAUGUACAGUAAUGGAAGAUGAGUUUUUCAGAGCUUCUUCUUCUUCUUUUUAUUUUUUUUAUUAUUUUUUAUUGUAUAUCUUGAUCUUGAUUAUGUGAUCGUUGUUUGGGAUGGACCAUGAAGCUCCAUUAUUGUUGUAUUUUGCAAAACAAUAAUGAGAUCAUAGGUUUGAUCACAUAGCGUCUCUUUUACAGAAUCAUCAUUAUCCACAACACAACUGGUAUGGCAAGGCCUUGUCUCCAAA
Messenger RNA from Camellia sinensis, 1596 nucleotides. RefSeq lists its product as uncharacterized. NCBI's taxonomy places the organism in Eukaryota, Viridiplantae, Streptophyta, Magnoliopsida, Ericales, Theaceae. The record is from RefSeq and is a predicted model, not a curated record.